AGUAAAACGUUCGUAAAGUGGCGCGCUUAGAAAUAUUUACGAAACAUCAUUGUGUUCAUGUAAAAAUUUGUGUAAAUUUGAAGAUUUACAAUUGGAUAUAUAAAAAAAUCUAUUAUGAUAAAGUACUUUGCAACAUUGUAUGAAAAACUUUAAAAAACCAAAAAUAUAUAAAUAUCUCAUCACUUAAGUAAUUAUUUGAUUUUGCGAAAUCGUUUGUGUUUUAUUGGUUUGUUUUGUGCCUGAAAAAUGAGUUUGAGCCGAUUGAGGAGUGUGCUCAGGUGUGAUUUGGUGAAAGUUCAUCCUUCAAGUGCACUGGUUGCGAAAUUGGUACCUUAUGCUGGGCGGGAAGUCAGCACAAGUAGCACGCGAUGUGCUGUUGCACAACAGAACACAAAACCAGAUUGGAACAGAGCAGUAAGCGAGGCCGAGAAGAUCGUUGGUUACCCAACCUCCUUCCUCAGCCUCCGCUGGGUACUUAGCGAUGAAAUAGCCAACGUUGCUUUACACUUACGAAAACUCGUUGGAAGUAAUCAUCCACUUUUGAAAACAGCGAAGAACCUUAUUUACAAUGGUAAGAACAACAUGCAAGCUUGGGGGCUUAUUGUGCUACUUGUGUCGAAAGCAGCAGGGCACAGUCCUGAAAUACCGGAUAUGGAACAAGACAAAGCGGCCGGUGUUCUACACAGUCAACGCGCGCUCGCUGAAGUAGCUGAAAUGAUUCGCACAUCUCAUCUCGUGCAUAAGGGUCUAGUGAACAUGAACGUGAGGCAAGUGUUGGACGGGGAGCCGGACGACAUAUUAUUCGGCAACAAGAUCGCCUUGCUCAGCGGGGACUACCUACUGGCUAACUCAUGUGCUGAACUUGCUAAUCUGAGGAACCAAGAGCUCGUAGAGCUGAUGUCAUCAGCAGUGCGAGAUCUAGUAGAAGCGGAGUUCCUUGGAGAUCGGGAUCAACAAAAUAAUCCUCUGCCCUCGCGGCCUCUGCCUGAGGAUCAAAGGGAAACAGCGUCAGAAUGGGACUGCAUCCUGUCGCCGCUGCCCAUGGCGGGCGUGGCGGGCGUGGCGCGGCGCGAGUGGGCGGCGCGCCACGUGCUGGCGGCCGGCGCGCUGCUCGGCAAGAGCUGCUCGGCGGCGCUCAAGCUCGCCGGACACAAUCCCGCUCUACAGACACAGGGCUACCUCUUCGGAUGUCAUUUAGCUUUAGCAUGGCAGGCGUUCUUGGAUCUCGAAGCGUUCACAGGACCUGAGCCAGCCAGCUUCUCUUUAGUGGGCGCUCCGCUAGCCUUCACUCUGGAGGCUCGGCCCGAGUUGUACUCCUACAUAGAGGCCGGCAAGAAGAGCGUACAUGAUGUCGACUAUCACGCGCUGUACGAGGCGGUGCUGUCGGGCGACGGUAUCCAGCGCACUCAGCAGCUGCAGCGCGAGCACAGCGGUCGCGCGCGCGAGGUGCUCGACUGCUUCCCGUACUGCGACGCGCGCACCGCGCUCGCCAACAUCAUCGUCGCCAUGAACCCCUAGCCCGCUCCACACACGUCCAGCGCACUCAGCGGCUGCAGCGCGAGCACAGCGGUCGACACUGCGUCUGUUAUACCUGUAAAAUUAAGUCAUAUUCUUAAGUAAACUUUAAUGUAUUUAGAUUAAGCUAACUUUGUUUGUAUUGCAGCUAAAUGUAAAUAAAGAAACAAUGCAAUAGAAAUCAACAAGGGACCAAAAAAAAAAAUGUUUUUCUAUUAUUUAUGUUUAUUUUGGUAACAGUUUUGUAUUUAAUUUAUGUACAUAUUGUAUUUAAUUUAUUUUAAUAUCGCGCGCUUUGUUACAUAAAUGUAGUUACAAAGAAAUCUAUU
Nymphalis io (European peacock) is the source of this 1844-nucleotide messenger RNA. RefSeq names its product all trans-polyprenyl-diphosphate synthase PDSS2 (gene Pdss2). Gene Ontology annotation, cellular component: mitochondrion; transferase complex. Gene Ontology annotation, biological process: ubiquinone biosynthetic process; isoprenoid biosynthetic process. The record is from RefSeq and is a predicted model, not a curated record. The coding region runs from base 247 to 1518 and encodes 423 amino acids. Lineage: Eukaryota; Metazoa; Arthropoda; Insecta; Lepidoptera; Nymphalidae. Gene Ontology annotation, molecular function: prenyltransferase activity. The transcript has 7 exons.